AUGCUUCAGGUUGAAAAACAAAGAACAAAAGUAGCAGAUACAAAACCGUUAGACUAUAUCUUUACAAAUGCUGGUAGGACUAUUUCAGAUGAAGAAAUUUCAUCCCGAGUAUACAGGUUUGACUAUCCAAUUCGUUGGCUUCAAAGUCCUUCAGAUGCAAAGGCAAUAGGAUUUAGAAGAGUUUUGUUUUCAAAUAGAACUAACGCAUUUAUGUUCGCAGUAUAUUUUCAUGGGCAGUAUAAAGGUUCUGAUGGUCUAAUAGACAAAUUUGACGAAAUGAGAAUCUUUACAGUUCGUUCAGACGAAAGUCUUGAGAAAACUCUAAAUGACUUUCAAACUCAAAUGAACAAAUAUUAUUGGGAAUUUCAAGAAAAAUACGACUCUUUACUAAAUGGAACAUACUAUCUGAAACUAGAAUAUGACAAGAUGAACUCCACCGUUUCAUUUCAAAAGAUUGAAAUUAACCCUCCAAGAGAUACAGAGUUUUUAUUUUGGAAGUAG
This is a messenger RNA of Trichomonas vaginalis G3, 501 nucleotides long. RefSeq lists its product as uncharacterized. The transcript has a single exon. NCBI's taxonomy places the organism in Eukaryota, Parabasalia, Trichomonadida, Trichomonadidae. The record is from RefSeq and is a predicted model, not a curated record. The coding region runs from base 1 to 501 and encodes 166 amino acids.